Messenger RNA from Monopterus albus (swamp eel), 1175 nucleotides. Its product is annotated as keratin, type I cytoskeletal 50 kDa-like. Gene Ontology annotation, cellular component: cytoskeleton. NCBI's taxonomy places the organism in Eukaryota, Metazoa, Chordata, Actinopteri, Synbranchiformes, Synbranchidae. The transcript has 6 exons. Bases 31 to 1080 code for a protein of 349 amino acids. Gene Ontology annotation, molecular function: structural molecule activity. The record is from RefSeq and is a predicted model, not a curated record.
UCCAGCUACAGCUGAAAAAAAGCAUCCAUUAUGGCCACCAAUUUCAGCACUCGCUCUAUGGUGAAGACCUACACUUCCAGCAGCUCCUUGCUAGGCAUUGGUGGUGGUGGUGGACAGGUGUCAUCUAUGAAGGCUGGCAGUGUGUGCGCUGGAGCAGGAGGCUAUGGUGUCCGCAUCUCUUCUGUGGGUGGUGGCCCCAGCAGCGGCUUCGGCGGGGGCUACUCGUUCCCUGUCAGUUACAGCAUGUCCGGCAUGGACGACAGCCUCAUUGGCAAUGAGAAGCUCACCAUGAAGAACCUGAAUGACCGCCUGGCCACCUACAUAGCCAAGGUGCACUCCCUGGAGAAGGCCAACGCUGAGCUGGAGCUGAAGAUCAUGCAGUUUGUUGAGAACAAGGUCAGCCCCAAAACCCGGGACCACAGCGCCUUCUUUGCCACCAUCUCUGACGUCACAUGCAAGAUUCAGGACGCCAUCAAGGUGAAUGGAGCCAUCCGCCUCAACCUCGACAACGCCAGCCUGGCUGCAGGCGACUUCAGGACCAAGUAUAAGAAUGAGCUGGCCAUGCGUCAGUCGGCAGAGGCCGACAUCACUGCAUUUAAGAGAGCCCUGGGCGAACUGAACCUGGCCAAGACCGACCUCAGCAUGCAGAUCGACGAGCUGAAGGAGGAGCUGAUCUACCUGAAGAAGACCCAUGAGGAGGACAUGCUGGCUAUGCGAGCACAAAUGAGCGGUCAGGUCCACGUGGAGGUGGACGCCAGUCCUGCACAAGACCUCACCGAGGUUAUGGCUGAGAUCAGAGAGCAGUACGAGGCCAUCACCGCCAAGAACCAGAGAGAACUGGAGAACUGGUUCCAGAUCAAGACGGAGACUCUGAAGAAAGAGGUGACCACUCAAACAGCCUCCCUGCAGACAUCCAAAACAGAGGUCACCGAGGCCAAAGGUAUGCGGCAGUCUCUGGAGAUUGAACUGCAGUCCAUGUUAAGCAUGAAAGCGUCACUGGAAGCGACUCUUGCUGACAUACAAAACCGCUAUGCCAUAAAGCUCUCCAAAUAUCAGAUGCAGGUGAGAGAAAAGAUUUGAGCGUAUCAGUCUGUAUCGAGUGAUUUCAUUUGAUCAUUCCAGUCAGACAGUUGUUGCUUUUUGCAGUAUGGUUUGAUGAAGACCUGAACUGUAAG